UUUCAAAUCUCGAACGGCUAAAAAGGUCGUGCUCUUCCCCCAUCCCCGACCCUCAACGUCUCUCCCUCUCCUUAGCCUCUCUUCUUACAUGCUCUUAGAUCCCAUACGCCUCAAAGCUGGGAUUUUUCUACAGAGAGGCGGUUGUGGAGACAUGGGUGGCUCCGGGAAGUGGAUAAAAUCCAUCAUAGGCCUCAAGAAAUCGGAAAAGGACGACCAAGUGGGUGGUGGUAGUGGGAGUGGGAAGAGUAGGAAGUGGAAGCUAUGGAGGAGCUCCUCGGGGUCGAGGAGUGGAAGCCACAGGUCGGCGUCGGAGGCUUCCGAUACCUCCUCAUUGGCCGAUGCCUUCAGUGCCGCAGUGGCGACACUGGUCCGGGCGCCGCCGAGGGAUUUCAAGGUGGCGAGGCAGGAGUGGGCCGCUAUCCGGAUACAGACUGCCUUCCGUGGAUUCUUGGCCAGAAGAGCUCGAAGGGCUCUGAGAGGGAUUGUAAGGCUUCAAGCACUGGUGAGAGGUCGCCAGGUGAGGAAGCAGGCGGCAUUGACGCUAAAGUGCAUGCAGGCUCUUGUCCGCGUCCAGGCCCGCAUGCGGGCACGGCGGGUGCGCUUGACCACUGAGGGCCAGGCUGUGCAGAAGAUGCUUGAGAGCCGUCGCAGCCAAAUGGAUCUCUUGAAGAAAGCAGAGGAAGGAUGGUGUGAUAGUCAAGGCACGCUAGAUGAAGUUAGGACCCAUUUACAGUUGAGGCAAGAGGGAGCUCUGAAAAGAGAGCGGUUGAUUGCUUACUCUCUUUCUCAACAGCAAUGGAGGUCAACCUCGAACACAAGGUGUAAGUCAUCUGUGGCCUCUCUCAAGCAUCAUGAGCACGAUAAGAGCAACCAGGGCAGGAGCUGGUUAGAACGGUGGAUGUCUGCAAAGCCUUGGGAGAAUAGGUUAAUGGAACAAGCUCACACUGAUCCUUCUGAUGCGCAUUAUUCUAAAAGCUGUGAAGAGUUCCAUGGAACAUGUUCAAAGUACUCAGAUUCUGGGUCGGUAAAAAUCAGAAAGAACAAUGUCACUACCAGGGUUUCAGCAAAACCUCCAUCAGUGCUUAGCAAGCAUUGUGAAGCUCAAUCUGCCUCCUCUUCUGAAUUCCAGUAUGAUGAGAAUUCUCCAUCAUCAUCUUCUAUAUACACAUCUACCCCAAUAUCUGGUACCACUAUCUUAGCAUCAGAAAGAACCGAGGAGAGCAGUAAAAGUCAGCCAAACUAUAUGAACUUGACAGAAUCAAUCAAGGCGAAACAGAAAGUCAGACAAUCAUCAGUGGAUCUUCAUUAUUAUAAGAGGGUGGCUUUCUCUACCAUAGACUCAAAGAGUAGUGCUGGUUCAGAUUCAGUGUCAUCUUUUAAAACAUUAAAUGCUAGAUCUUGGAAGGGGAAAACCAUGGCAAGAAGCAUGGACAAGGAGAACUACUGCUAUGAUAAGAGAUCAGCUUCUUUAUUUUGAGUGUUUCUGCAUUUUGGUGCCCAACAUCUUGUUGUCAUGUGUGCUUGUUUAUGUAAUUUGUUAUUAACAUUCUAGGAAUUGGUGUUGGCUUUGCAAGAUCAA
Messenger RNA from Phoenix dactylifera (date palm), 1579 nucleotides. Its product is annotated as protein IQ-DOMAIN 6-like. Gene Ontology annotation, molecular function: protein binding. NCBI's taxonomy places the organism in Eukaryota, Viridiplantae, Streptophyta, Magnoliopsida, Arecales, Arecaceae. The record is from RefSeq and is a predicted model, not a curated record.